AAACGUAUGAACACUCAUUUGAACUUUGGAGAAAAACACUCCCAAUAAAAUCACUUUUUUCCUUCUCUUUUUUAAAUACAAAAUUUCAAUAAAAUAAUCUCUUUAUAUGUUCACUCCAACAAAACAAGAAUCGGUUCUUCAUCUAACAAUUUGAGAAGAUGAAGAUUCCAAACUUACAUUUCCUUUUCUUAAUCUUCACCGCAGUUUUCUUCAUCGCACAAAGUUCUCUAAUCGACGAUGUUUCUUCACCGGAAAAACGCCUUGCCUUCUUCAUAUUUGGCGAUUCCCUUUUCGAUCCUGGAAACAACAAUUUCAUCAACACCACCGAAGAUUUCCGCGCUAACUUCACGCCCUACGGUGAAUCGUUCUUCAAAACUCCGACCGGAAGGUUCUCCGACGGCCGUCUCGUGCCUGAUUUCGUCGCGGAGUAUGCGAAUCUGCCUUUGAUUCCGGCGUAUUUAGAUCCUCACAACAAACGAUACAUCCAUGGUGUUAAUUUUGCAUCCGGUGGAGGCGGCGCUUUGGUUGAAACUCAUCGAGGAUUCGCGAUAGACAUUGAAACUCAACUUAGGUAUUUCAAGAAGGUGGAGAGAUCGAUAAGGAAGAAGCUGGGGGAUUGGAGAGCGUAUAAUUUGUUUUCGAAUUCGGUGUAUUUGUUCAGUAUCGGAGGAAAUGAUUACAUCGUUCCGUUUGAAGGCUCCCCUAUUUUUGAUAAGUACACUGAAAGAGAGUACGUGAAUAUGGUGAUCGGAAAUGCCACGGCGGUGCUCGAGGAAAUAUACAAGAAAGGGGGAAGGAAAUUUGCGUUUGUCGCGGUGCCUCCUUUAGGUUGUUUACCACACAUAAGAUUAGUGAAAAAGGCCGGCGGCCAUGGAAGCUGUUGGGAUGAACCUUCAGCGCUUGUAAGGCUUCACAAUAAGCUUCUUCCUGGUGCUCUUCAGAAACUUGCUGACAAACUCCAAGGAUUCAAAUACACCGUUGGUGAUACCUAUACUAUGCUUCAAAACAGAAUAGAUAACCCUUCAAAAUAUGAUUUACGCCAUAUUGACUUGGAAGUAUGAGAAAAACCUGAAAGAAGAAAUGGUUAGAGUACAUGUAGGAGAAAUAUCUAAAGAUUUGAGAAGAUAUAAUUCGAUAGCUCUAGCUCAUAAUGGCUUUUAAGUAUCCCAACUUCUUUGACCCUUCCAAUGAGCUUAAUGCCAAAAAAACUGUCGAUGGUGUGAGCACUUCCCAUUGCAGGGAAGCAAAGAUCCAACUCUAGAUUUUCAAAGGAUGUUUUGAGUGAUGAGUUGGUUUUUUGGGUUAUGAUAGUCUAUUUUGGAGCAGCAGUUUGUGUGUAUGUGCAAUUUAUUUUAUUCUGGACAGAAAAUAUUGAAUACCUUAUAUAUAACACAAAGAGAAGGUGAAUAUGAGUGAAAAAUAGUAAUUACGGUAUAAACAUGAUAUCAAAGAAGGAUUCAACUUGAUAAUAUUGUAGUUCAUCUAUUUGUAGUUGAACGUCGAAACACUCCCUUAUAUAUUUUUUGUUUGAAGUA
Cucumis sativus (cucumber) is the source of this 1535-nucleotide messenger RNA. RefSeq names its product GDSL lipase. The record is from RefSeq and is a predicted model, not a curated record. The transcript has 5 exons. Gene Ontology annotation, molecular function: hydrolase activity, acting on ester bonds. Lineage: Eukaryota; Viridiplantae; Streptophyta; Magnoliopsida; Cucurbitales; Cucurbitaceae. Bases 159 to 1061 code for a protein of 300 amino acids.